AUGCAAAGGCAUAGAAAAUCUAAUCAACCAACAUCACCAAAAACCAUGACCGAUUUCCAUUACCAAUUGACUGGAGACUUUGUUCAUCUUCCAGUGAUGGAUAAUGUACCUAUUUAUAUGGGAAAAAUAGGCACUGACCCCGAAGAAAGGAUAACAAUGUUGUUUGUAUUACCAGAAAUUAAAAAUAUACUGAGGACUGGAUCAACGUUUUUGAUGGAUGGUACAUUUGCUGCUGCUCCAUAA
Macrosiphum euphorbiae (potato aphid) is the source of this 243-nucleotide messenger RNA. The record is from the annotation of a GenBank genome assembly. Lineage: Eukaryota; Metazoa; Arthropoda; Insecta; Hemiptera; Aphididae.